GUGGCUUCAUCAUGUCUUCCGGCCUCGUUUCCGAGCUUUGCGCAACCGGGCACUUACACUACAAAACAGAGACCCAUAAGACCAAUUGACAACGUGUUGCCCGGCCGCUUCCUGUUCUCUGUCCCAUCUCAACAUUGACUCUGAUCUCUUCAAAACCAUCGCGUAAAAGUGCCAACAGUAGCAGCCGUGCUGAGUCUGGACCUGCUGCUCGCUGUCAUCAACAAAACCAGAGCUCGAGCUACUUAAGCUUCAACCCACCAAUUUGCUGCAUCCAAUAAGACCAUGUCCGACACUGACAGCUCGGAACAUCUGCGACGAGAACACGACGGACAACGCAGACCGCCGCCGCAACUGCAACUGCAACAGAAGCAGCCCGAAUCGGGAGGCGCAAUGGCUGCGGGUGCUGCUUCUAGUGGUGCCCAAUCGAGGGCGAAGGGGAGCUCCAGUCCCUCCAGAGACAGGCGGGCCAGCUCGUCCAGGGGAACGGCCCCACCCAUUUUUUUUCCGGCCGUGUGUGGACUCCUCCUGGCCGUCCUCCUUUUCUAUCUCGGCCGCCUCGCCUUCUUCCCGACCUGUGCUCCUUCUCCUCCUCCUCCAUCAUCUAUCACCAUCCCCAAUCAAACCUAUACUCCCUCACCGGAACUACCCAUAAUCAAAAUGUCCAACCAGGAGCAGACCUUCAUUGCCGUCAAGCCCGAUGGCGUCCAGCGUGGCCUCGUUGGCAACAUCAUCUCUCGCUUCGAGAACCGCGGCUUCAAGCUCGUUGCCAUGAAGCUCACCCAGCCCGGCCAGGCCCACCUCGAGAAGCACUACGAGGACCUCAACACCAAGCCCUUCUUCGCUGGCCUCAUCAAGUACAUGAACUCCGGCCCCAUCUGCGCCAUGGUUUGGGAGGGCAAGGACGCCGUCAAGACCGGCCGCACCAUCCUCGGUGCCACCAACCCCCUCGCCUCCGCUCCCGGCACCAUCCGUGGUGACUUUGCUCUCGACAUGGGCCGCAACGUCUGCCACGGCUCCGACUCCGUCGAGAACGCCAAGAAGGAGAUUGCCCUCUGGUUCAAGCCCGAGGAGCUCAACCAGUGGAACCACCACUCCGCUGCCUGGAUCUUCGAGUAAGCGUUUGCUUACAAGAAGCCUGACAGCCUCCCGCUGCUUGCUUAACCUCAAGCAACGGUAUAUCUAAAGGUAUCAUGUCUGUUCCGGUUACAUAAUGGAGGGAUAUAGAGAGCCUGGAUGAUGAAAAUAAUAAGAAAUAAUUUCCAAAACUGCCUGGUCCUUGUUCGGUGAUCGUGAGGGUUUGAGUUUGUUUCCUGUUGUUGCCAUGGCAAUGCUAUGCAACACUUGAUGAGAUGAGCUCGACAUAACGCCCACCCGCAGAGCAGCAAUCAUCUCGUUUGGUGUUCGGAACGUCCGAGCUGUCAAAGCAGCAAUGACAACAACCAAGGGGCCGCAAGACCGCCGACAGGGGCAGGUAAACAAUCGGUUCGUCGCAACUUGACUACCUUCUACUGUCAAGGCUCUUGACAUUUGCAAGGUGGAACAAGUCUAACCGAAUCACGAGCCUCUCAGCCUGUCAAUCUGCCACGGUCUCCAUACAUUAUCUGCGGUUGGAUUUUACACUUGAGACUAAAGAUCGCCAAUGGGACCUAGAACAAAGACCUUGAUGGUUUGACGAUUCUAUACCUGCCGUCAAUGUGGUGAAGCUAGCGGUCACUUUGGCUGGAUGAUAUAUCACACUCGCAUACCUUGACAUGAUGCUCAUUUGAGUCCUCGUGCUUGGGGAUUCUUCGGCGCAUCCGAUCUUGAGAGCUUCCUUAUCUGCCUAUCCUACUGUCC
Molecule: messenger RNA, 1836 nt
Organism: Neurospora crassa OR74A
Lineage: Eukaryota; Fungi; Ascomycota; Sordariomycetes; Sordariales; Sordariaceae
Gene: ndk-1
Product: nucleoside diphosphate kinase
Exons: 3
Coding region: 283-1116 (277 amino acids)
Biological process (GO): GTP biosynthetic process; CTP biosynthetic process; UTP biosynthetic process
Molecular function (GO): nucleoside diphosphate kinase activity
Source: RefSeq, a predicted model, not a curated record